AGGGCGUGGGGUCCGGUGGGCGGGCCGCUGAGGGUCACUGGUUCACCAAACAACGGCGACCGAAGUCCUUCUGCUACUGGGCGGGCCAUCGGGCCCCCAUGGCGCCCGGGUGGAACGUAGUGCUCUUCAUACAGCUCCUGCUCAGCCCAGCUCUCGUGCGCAGCUCCAGCCCUCUCCCCCUGGUCCUCAACACGUGGCCAUUUAAGAAUGCAACCGAAGCAGCGUGGAGGACAUUAUCGUCUGGAGGUUCUCCCCUGGAUGCUGUGGAGAGGGGCUGUGCUGUGUGUGAGACAGAGCAGUGUGACGGCACUGUGGGCUUUGGAGGAAGCCCGGAUGAGUUUGGAGAAACCACACUGGAUGCCAUGAUCAUGGAUGGCACUACUAUGAAUGUAGGAGCAGUAGGAGAUCUUAGACGAAUUAAAAAUGCUAUUGGCGUGGCACGAAAAGUACUGGAACAUACGACACACACACUUUUAGCGGGAGAGUCAGCCACCAAGUUUGCCGAAAGUAUGGGGUUUGUCAAUGAAGAUUUAUCUACCAAUACUUCUCGAGCUCUUCAUUCAGAUUGGCUUGCUCAGAAUUGCCAGCCAAAUUAUUGGAGGAAUGUUAUGCCAGAUCCUUCAAAAUACUGUGGACCCUACAAACCACCUGGUAUUUUUAAGCAAGAUGGUUUUACCUAUAAAGAAACAGGCAAUAAUUACGGUCAUGAUACUAUUGGCAUGGUUGUAAUCCAUAAGAUGGGACGCACUGCUGCCGGUACAUCUACAAAUGGUAUAAAAUUCAAAAUACAUGGUCGAAUAGGAGAUUCGCCGAUACCUGGAGCUGGGGCCUACGCUGACGACACUGCAGGAGCAGCUGCAGCCACUGGGGAUGGGGACAUAUUGAUGCGCUUUCUACCAAGCUACCAAGCCGUAGAAUAUAUGAGAACAGGAGAAAAUCCAACCAUAGCUUGCCAAAAAGUGAUUUCAAGAAUUCAUAAGUAUUUUCCAAACUUCUUUGGGGCUGUCAUAUGUGCCAAUGUGACUGGAAGUUAUGGUGCUGCCUGCAAUAAACUACCAACAUUUACUCAGUUUAGUUUCAUGGUUUAUAAUUCUCAAAAAAAUCAGCCAACUGAGGAAAAAGUAGACUGCAUCUAAUCCAUCUUUUCUGUCAGCAUCUAUAUUUAAA
Molecule: messenger RNA, 1167 nt
Organism: Rhinolophus ferrumequinum (greater horseshoe bat)
Lineage: Eukaryota; Metazoa; Chordata; Mammalia; Chiroptera; Rhinolophidae
Gene: AGA
Product: aspartylglucosaminidase
Exons: 9
Coding region: 99-1136 (345 amino acids)
Biological process (GO): protein deglycosylation
Cellular component (GO): lysosome
Molecular function (GO): N4-(beta-N-acetylglucosaminyl)-L-asparaginase activity
Source: RefSeq, a predicted model, not a curated record